Molecule: messenger RNA, 1821 nt
Organism: Dicrocoelium dendriticum
Lineage: Eukaryota; Metazoa; Platyhelminthes; Trematoda; Plagiorchiida; Dicrocoeliidae
Source: the annotation of a GenBank genome assembly
GGAUGGCGCUAAAAGUGGGCGGCGGUAUCCAACCUCCCUACAGCAGGGCUGAUUCGUUCGGGGGUAGAAGGAGCGUCACGUUAACUGCUGUCGUCCUUUUGAGUCAGUUCGGCUGCCCUACUUAAUGCACGCCUGAGACUGCAACCCGAUAAGUUCAUGGAGUCCAUCAUGGCUGCAAACGAGAUGAGCUCACCUGCGUGGCCUCCGUUCAAUCACCGGCAUGUCCAUCCUUGGGAGGUUAUCGCACAACUAUGGAGAUGUGUUUUCCCCACCUCAAGACAGUUAUAUUCAGAUACGCGUACACAGGAUUACAGCAUGCAGUCUCAGAUAAAUUUGGACUCGGACUCCUGGAGUUUCGGCAGCACUACAGAAGCGCAACAAGACGCACCCCUAAAUUUGUGCCUGCGUGACCAUACCGAGAAUGUCCAUUUCCCCAAGGUGCACCUACAAAUGAGAGCCGUAGACUUCGCGACCUGUUCCGCAGAACGUGGAAUCAAUGCAAAAAACACCGAAGCUCAAAGCCAGUUUCAGCUGACUACAACAGCGACGCAUGUACUGUGGCCAUACACCAACGGUGGAAUUGCUGCGUAUCCGACAAUGCUUUCUGCUGGUCCGACUAAGCUAGAGCAUACAUCCCCUUCCAUGUUGGGGUCCACAGAUUCACUGAGCCCCGGGAGCAAUGGGAUGAAUUCCAACGCAUUGGAUAGGGAACACCCGUUUACGUCAACGCCUUUACAUGAACAACGAGUACAGCGAAGACAGCGUCCUCGACCAGUAUCUCUAACACCCACAUAUGGAGAAGUGUCUGAAACUCAUAAUCGAUCGUCUCCUACAAGAAUGAGAUCUCAGCAAGGCAGGGUGCGACGUCGGCGAGUCGGGUGGAGGGGAGUGGCAAUGUGCGGCGCAUGCAACCUGGUCUGUUCGAGCAUGGAUCAGCUAAACUUACACUAUCAAAUGGCACAUUCAGAGUUACUGUUGACAGAAUGGCAAAUAGCUCAGUCUACCGGCACAAACGCCUCAAAAAUGUUGUUUCAAGCCCAGUUGGAGCAACUGAGAUCACAGACAGCCGCCGAGAUGUCAUCCGGAGAGGCUCACCACACUCCUACGGGUUCUGCUCUCAAUACGGACAAUCAGAGAGAUGUAACAAAGAGGGAGAAGGACGAAGAAGUGACUGAUCAGCGGUCGCCCGACCGCGAAGCUGGACCUUCAUUCUAUAACUCACCACUUUUGGCUUUGUCUAACCCCGACAAUCGGGAUGAUGCAAUCACCACAUAUGUGAGUUCCAGCACAUCGAGUGUCCACAUCCAUGAGUUACACACGCAUUCACCAUUGAUUCGACCGGAACAUGCACCGAAUUCGGAAGGUGAAAUACGAGCUCUCAAGGAAUACCCUUGCCCGCGUUGCAGCUAUACGGCAAAGUGGCCAACGGAGCUACAGAAACACGUGAUGGUACAUUCGAUCCACCGUCCAUUUGUUUGUUCCGUAUGUUCAACCAGUUACAAGUGGAGCUGGGACUUGGGUAGACAUUUCGCUAACGCUCAUCCAGGCCUCUUGAAUCCAUACAAGAAGCAGCGAUUUCACCGUCAUCCCACCAUCUCCAAGAAGUCAGACGAAAACGCGACAACCCCCUCGGUGUGACGUGAGAUUCUCGGGCCCAUCGUCCAUCGUUUUCAUCACUACGAAAUGUUCUUUCUCAUCCUGAGGAUCUCUCGCACGCUUGUUGCCUUUCCCUCCACUCUGGUAGUCACAGCAUGAAACCAACUGAAUUAGUGAGAUGUCUCAAUAGAAGUUGUAUAUGUAUUUAAUAUAGACUUAUGCUUG